UCUCUAGCAGAACUAAAUUUUUCAAAAAACAAAAACAAAAAAAAGUAAAAAAGAACUUGAAUAAUUCGCCGAUAUGUUUGUGGCACGUAGAAUUUCCCAGACAGCGAGCCUGGCGGUGCGCGGCAAGCACUCGCUGCCCAAGCUGCCGUACGACUACGCCGCCCUGGAGCCCAUCAUUUGCCGGGAGAUCAUGGAGCUGCACCACCAGAAGCACCACCAGACCUACGUCAACAAUCUGAAUGCCGCCGAGGAGCAGCUGGAGGAGGCCAAGAGCAAGAGCGACACCACCAAGCUGAUCCAGCUGGCCCCGGCCCUCAGAUUCAAUGGCGGUGGCCACAUCAACCACACCAUCUUCUGGCAGAAUCUCUCGCCCAACAAGAGCACACCCAGCGACGAGCUGAAGAAGGCCAUCGAGUCGCAGUGGAAGAGCUUCGAUGAGUUCAAAAAGGAGCUCAGCACCCUGACCGUGGCGGUCCAGGGUUCAGGCUGGGGCUGGCUGGGCUACAACAAGAAGUCCGGCAAACUCCAGCUGGCCGCCCUUCCCAAUCAGGAUCCCCUGGAGGCCUCCACCGGCCUGAUUCCCCUGUUCGGCAUCGAUGUGUGGGAGCAUGCCUACUACUUGCAGUACAAAAACGUGCGUCCCUCGUACGUUGAGGCCAUCUGGGACAUUGCCAACUGGGACGACAUCUCGUGCCGCUUCCAGGAGGCCAAGAAACUCAGCUGCUAAGUCCGGGCGACUUGAUCUAUGUCUUAAUUGUAAGCAUCGGCGGGUCUUAGAUCCUAAAUUGUAGUCUGUGUUGCUGCUAAUAAAUUGGUACCAGUUUGCAACUAA
This is a messenger RNA of Drosophila kikkawai, 832 nucleotides long. RefSeq names its product superoxide dismutase 2 (gene Sod2). Gene Ontology annotation, biological process: superoxide metabolic process. Gene Ontology annotation, molecular function: metal ion binding; superoxide dismutase activity. NCBI's taxonomy places the organism in Eukaryota, Metazoa, Arthropoda, Insecta, Diptera, Drosophilidae. The record is from RefSeq and is a predicted model, not a curated record. Gene Ontology annotation, cellular component: mitochondrion.